Messenger RNA from Vigna radiata var. radiata (mung bean), 1093 nucleotides. RefSeq names its product ABC transporter B family member 18-like. The record is from RefSeq and is a predicted model, not a curated record. Bases 50 to 1093 code for a protein of 347 amino acids. Gene Ontology annotation, molecular function: ATP binding; transcription corepressor activity; ABC-type transporter activity. Gene Ontology annotation, cellular component: membrane; chromatin; histone deacetylase complex. The transcript is spliced from 6 exons. NCBI's taxonomy places the organism in Eukaryota, Viridiplantae, Streptophyta, Magnoliopsida, Fabales, Fabaceae. Gene Ontology annotation, biological process: transmembrane transport; negative regulation of transcription by RNA polymerase II.
UCCUUUCCAUCACUGUCUGAAAUUCCGUGUUUGCCCUAUUUUUCUGAAGAUGGAACAAGGACAAAACCAAAGCACUCCCCAGAGAGCUUCCAUGGAUGAUGCCUUACAUUUUCUGAAUAGAGUGAAAGAUGUGUUUUGGGACCAAAUGGAGAAGUAUGACAUGUUGCUUCAGAUCCUGAAAGAUUACAAGGAUGAAAGGAUUACCUGUGCUGUUGUGGCUGCAAGGGUGGAGGAGUUACUGAGAGAGCACCCCACUCUGAUUUUGAGAUUCAACAAUUUCUUGCCAAAGGAGCAUGAGAUCAAACUUAAGCACGAACCUCGUCAAGAAUUAGUCCGUUUAGUUGACAACAUAAAGGAACGAUUCAAAAAAGAUCAGGAUGCUUACGCAUCAUUCUUGGAGAGUAUGAAAUCCUACAAAGAAGAUAAGCGAAAGACCUCUUGUGAUCUUCAUGGGGAGAUUGCUAUCAUUUUUAAGGACCAUCAAGAUCUGCUUGAUGAGUUCACCAGAUUAAUCCCUAAUUAUGAUGCAAUUGGCGUUGAAGAGACUGGUCGUGAUGAAAAGGGAACACUGAGCAUUCCCAACUGCAAGCAAACAUGUUUAGGUUGUUUUACUGCAUUGUUGUUUUGUACAAUGAUAUGGUCACUGAUAUUUGUUUACUUUCUCUCAUAUCACGAUGAGAUAACAAGGAAAACAAAGAUAUGUUCGUUUUGCUUCCUAGGUUUGGUUCUAAUGAUCGCUAACAUCUUCCACCGACCCUAUAACAUUUUUUGCAUAAGAAAGUAUUUAACUAAAAGGGUGAGAGAGGGAUUGCUCUCAAAGAUUCUUGCCAUUGGAGAUGGAUGGUUCUCUCAGAAGGAAACUUUCAGAUGUGAUCUUUGCCAUAGAUUUGCCGAAGAAAGUGUGGUUAAGCCUAUGAUGGGAGAGAAAAUGAGUUUAGGGUUUCAAACAAUUUGUGCAGUGGGAAUAGGUUUGAGUGUGGGUCUUAUGUUUUCAUGGAAAGCAGCCAUUGCAAUGAUUGUUGUUCAACUUGUUAUCAUUGUUUGCUUCUACAAAAGAGGUGUCUUCAAGAUCAUGAAGGUCCAUGAUGAUUGA